Talaromyces rugulosus is the source of this 3795-nucleotide messenger RNA. RefSeq lists its product as uncharacterized. The record is from RefSeq and is a predicted model, not a curated record. The transcript is spliced from 4 exons. Gene Ontology annotation, biological process: RNA processing. Lineage: Eukaryota; Fungi; Ascomycota; Eurotiomycetes; Eurotiales; Trichocomaceae. Gene Ontology annotation, molecular function: RNA binding; protein binding. Bases 1 to 3795 code for a protein of 1264 amino acids.
AUGGAUAUUAAUUCACUACUUUCACCCCAAGAGUCGGCUGCCCAGUCGAGGCAGUCAACCCCAGCAUCCUCCACCACCAAGUCCAGCGCGUCGGCUUCUUCUGCGCCUUCUGUCAAAACCUCACCUCACAAGGGUUCACGAAGAGGUCGCUCUGGUCAAUCGAAAUUCAGCUCAGGUCCAUCUCCGGUCGCGCGUCAGGCCCUCGAAUCCCGUCUCCCUGACCGGGCCAGUGGCACCCCCAACAAUCACAACGGUCCGCCUGGGAAUGGCAACACCGCAUUUAAUGAGGUGCAACAACCGCGUCAUCAGUCGACAUCCAUCAAUACUCUGGCUGAUGUCGCGGCCUUGCAAGGCCAACAAUCUCAAAAUCAGAAAGACCAGCUGUCCACCUUUUCGCCGUUAUACCCAACCCCCAAACCGGCAUCGAACCUCCAGAACCCUCCACGAGCCCCCGAAUCUAGAGAGCUUAUAAAAAGAAAUUACUCUCAAACCUCACUGCCUCCCGAGGCGCAACAACAAGCGUCCCAAUUAUUUAGUCAUAUCCAAGAGAACCCUCAUUCGUACGAGUCGCAUGUGCAGUUUGUUCGACUACUUCACACGGGUUUUGUCAACCACGUAUACCCACCCCACAACCCGGAUGCUCAUGGCGACCCGAGAUCGUACGAUCUGUUGAAGGAUUUGCGCGGUGCGAGAGAGGACAUGGAUCGGCUCUUUGCCAUGGGUGAGGACCUCUGGGUCGAAUGGAUCCAAGAUGAGACCCUGAUCGCACACUCGGUCGACGAAAGGAUAGCCGUCAUAGAGCUCUGCCAACGAUCUGUUGAAGAAGAAUAUGGCAGCACGAAGUUGUGGGCUAUGUUUGGAGACUGGAUGCUCUAUCUUUACAACGCCGCGAUGGGCCAGAGCGAUCAAAACCAGUGGAGUGAAGAAGAUCGAUUGGUUGGACGAGAAGUCUUUAGUUGGGAGUCUGUGGUUGAUGUAUGGCAACGAGGAGCUGACGCCACACGUUGGCGCAUCAGCGACAGUCAUCGCGUGUGGAAUAAAUUUCUUGAUUUAUCUGUACAGGACCUGAAUCAUGCGCGAUCAUCUGAUAGGGUUCCGCAGGUGAAGGCACUAUUCGAUUCUCGCUUGCAGACUCCUCAUGCCACGUGGGAUGAGACAUCCCAACUAUUUUCAACCUUCGUCACUCGUUAUUACAGCGGCAAUUACGAAGAACUAAUGGUCGACACCAACGCGCGAGCAGCCGACGCAAAAUACAAAUACGCGAGUCGGCAGGACUUUGAACUGAAGGUACAGAGAGCGGAGGACUCGAACGAUCGCAAUCUUGAAUGGGCAGUCUAUUCAGAAUACAUUGAGUGGGAGCUCAGCCGGCAUCCUGAAAAACGCGUCUACAGUCCUCAGCUGAUCAAUGCCCUUUACCAACGGGCCUUGCUACGAUUUCCUACCGAUGUGGCCAUGUGGGAGGAUUAUGUGACGUUCCUGAUACAGCCAUCAAUGGCACCUACUCACCACCAAAUCGCUCCUAUUCUUCCUACCUUGGAACGUGCGACUCGGCAUUGUCCUUGGUCGGGAACCCUGUGGUCUCAGUAUAUACUUGUCGCAGAACGCGAAGGCCUCUCGUUCGACGAGAUCGUUAAACUCAAGCACAAAGCGACAAGUACUGGUCUGCUAGAUGCCGGCGGGUUGGAAGAAGUUAUCAAAGUUCAUACAAUGUGGUGUAGUUAUCUGCGUCGACGAGCUUUUCUACCGGACGCGAUAGACGAAGAUUUGGACGUUGCCGAGGUUGGCAUUCGCUCAGCAAUUGAGCGAGUACAGGAACUCGGCGAGAACAAGUACGGCAAGUCAUACCAGGGCGAUCCUUACUUCCGCCUGGAAAGAAUCUACACUCGAUACCUGAGCGAAAGCGGAAGCUGGGAUAGCGCUAGGGAAUAUUACAAGAGCCUGAUUCCUCGACGCGGCAACAGUUACGAGUUUUGGUUAGAUUACUACAACUGGGAAAUCAUGUCUUGGCGAACCUUUGUUGAGGCGGCGAUGACCCCUGAAGCCGCGAGAAGAACGCCCGGUCCUAGUUAUGCCACGGCUGUGUUGAAACAGGCAAUCAAGCGGCCGGACUUGGACUGGCCUGAAAAGGUGAUGACCAAAUACUUUGCACAUUGCGAGGACUACGAAGAUGCCGAAGAGCUCCAGGAAGCCUUUGUUGAGACGCAGAAGGCGAUGAAAGCUGUGGUCCGGAGAAGACAGAAGGAGGCUCUUGAACAAGCAGCAGUGCAACAAGAGGCUGCAGCUACAGCAGCACAGGCCGAAGCGGACAGCACCGCUGCUGCAUCAAAGCGAAAACGCGAAGAGGAGGCCUCGGACGUUAGUAGGCUGCCUAACAAGAAGGCCCGGCCUGAAGAACCCGCUAUUGUCGAGAACGAAGAGCCGGCAGAAGCGAAGAGAGACCGGGAAAACUCAACUGUGAUUGUGAAACACUUGCCUGUAAAUGUGACCGAAUCCCAAAUUCGGCAAUUCUUUCGCGAGUGCGGUACCAUCAACGACAUUAUGUUUUUGCCUUCCGAGCAAGACUUUACGACUGCAAUUGUCGAGUUUGAUUCGAAAGAGGACGCUGCGACAGCUCUAACUCGAGACCAAAAACGCAUUGACGGUCAAACCGUUGAUGUAGAAAUAGGCAGCGGCUCGACGCUCUACGUGACCAACUUUCCGCCAACGGCAGAUGAGGCCCAUAUCAGAAAUUUGUUCGGCGAGUUUGGUGAAAUUGUCGAUGUGCGAUUCCCAUCUCUGAAAUAUAACACUCAUCGUCGGUUCUGUUACGUUCAGUUCAAGUCGGCAAGCGAAGCGAUUGCGGCGACAAAGUUGGAUGGCAAAGUUGUUGGUGACAACCUACGCCUACAGGUCAAGAUCUCAGACCCAUCCCGGAAACAAGACCGUCAUGGUCCGGUAUACGAAGGACGCGAGGUUCACGUUUCCAACAUCGAUUUCGCAGCCAGCGAAAGUGAUUUAAAGGAAGCAUUUUCUAAAUACGGGACUGUAGAGUUAGUGCGACUGCCUACAAAAGUCAACGGAGAUCGCAGGGGUUUUGGCUUUGUUGUCUUUUCUUCUCCGGAGGAGGCAACCGCAUCCCUUGCGAUGCAUAAACAAGAAUUCCGUGGCCGGCCACUGCAAGUGAAGGUGUCGACACCUACAGCUGUCAAACGAUCAGCGCUUGUUGUCUCUCACAAAGACAAAUCGCCGUCGGUCGAGCCCAAUGGCAUUAGCCCCAGACCUGACACGGAAGGGGACGAUCGUGGCUCUCGAACGCUAGGCUUGAUGAACAUUCCAGACACGGUAAACGACAGUCGCAUCCGAGCUAUUGCCGAGCGAUUCGGCACCCUUGUCAAAAUUGUUCUACGGCCAGACCAUGAAGGUGCAAUUGUCGAGUUCGCGGAUAUCAACGCAGCUGGUAAGGCAUCUCUGAAGUUGGAGGGUCAUGAGAUUGUACCAGGUCGUAGGAUUCGGGUUGGCACAGCUCGGGACGUGACCAGACAGAAGAUUGAGCAGAAAGUCGGUACGACCAAGGCCAAGUCCAUUCCUACGCCGUCUGUGUUACAAAUGAGCGGGCCAAUCAAGCGACCAACGCAGCCUGGAGCUCGCGGAGGUGGUCGCCGUGGGGGACUAGGGUUCAAACGCAGCGGUGCUACAGCACCGGAUCGAAGCCAUGAUCAGGAGAUGGCAGUUGACUCUGGCAGUGGUGAUGCAGAGAAGAAGCCACAGAAAAGUAACGAUGAUUUUCGGGCUAUGAUCCAGGGUAGCGGAAAAUAA